AUGCUGCGUAGUAUCCUCCGCCGAACAUCACCCUUCUCCAUCUUCCGCUUCACCCUGGACGCAGCCGGACUCUGCUGUGCCGUGACCUUAAUCCUCGAACACUUCUACACCAUCCAAGCCUCCGAGGGCCCCUCGAUGUACCCUACCCUCAGCACGAGGGGGGACUUUCUGCUCAUCUCCCGCCUCCAGAAGUGCGGCGAGGGCAUUCAAGUCGGCGAUAUCGUGCGCUUCGAUCAUCCUUCCUUUCUGGGCGUCCAUGGCGCGAAGCGUGUGCUCGGCUUGCCCGGCGAUUUUGUCUGUCGGGAUGAGUCGUUAAGUAUGGAGGGCGGUUCGAGAAGUAUGAUCCAGAUCCCUGAAGGCCAUAUUUUUGUCGGAGGCGAUAAUAUGCCCUGGUCGCGCGAUUCGAGGACUUACGGCCCCCUACCCAUGGGACUGGUGAAUGGCAAGAUUAUUGCGAGGGUAUGGCCUCCGUCUAAGAUGGAGUGGAUUCAGAAUACAUUACGGCCGGUGGAGAUUUAG
Messenger RNA from Penicilliopsis zonata CBS 506.65, 519 nucleotides. RefSeq lists its product as hypothetical. NCBI's taxonomy places the organism in Eukaryota, Fungi, Ascomycota, Eurotiomycetes, Eurotiales, Aspergillaceae. Gene Ontology annotation, molecular function: serine-type endopeptidase activity. Gene Ontology annotation, cellular component: membrane; mitochondrial inner membrane peptidase complex. The transcript is spliced from 2 exons. Bases 1 to 519 code for a protein of 172 amino acids. The record is from RefSeq and is a predicted model, not a curated record.